Molecule: messenger RNA, 975 nt
Organism: Symbiodinium pilosum
Lineage: Eukaryota; Dinophyceae; Suessiales; Symbiodiniaceae
Source: the annotation of a GenBank genome assembly
AUGUAUGGGGAUGACUUCUUUGAGACAGGCCCGCAUGAGUGGGUCCUGCGGUGCACGAGUGCCCAAGCAGAGUUGACGAUCCAGCUGCCCGAUGAUUACCCGUCGUGCUCGCCGCCGAAGCUUUCUCUCGAGGCGCCUUGUGAGCGAGCUAAGGCGGAAGAUGUUUGCCGCACGCUUUUGCUAGACUUCAGUCCUGGUGAAGAGUAUGGUGCCACGCUGGCGCAGCAAUUCUUUGAUUCUUUCGACGGAGAGCGGCAGGAGAAGGAAGAGGAGAAGGCGGAGGUGGCUGAGCCAGAUGAUCCCGAGCCCAUUGCCGCGGUGGUGGAGUUUGAGCCUGGGGUCGCGGCUGACAUUGCUACUUCUCUCGAAGACGCUGGGUUCCACAAACACAGCGCGCAGAUCUACGUGCAUGGCGAGUUGGGACUGGCUGUCGAGAUGGACGACCAGCUUCAUGUCAGCGUCGAUGGGGUGGAUGCCUUGAAAGACCUGACAGACUGGGUCUCAAGACAGCUAGCGCUGGACACAUCUGAGCUGCAAGGCUUCGGUAAGCGCUUACUGGACUGGGCAACUUCUCACCGUGCAGCUGGCGAAUCUGAAGCUGGUUCCGCUGACGGUCUGGUGGAUCCGCUGCCAGAAGCAGGGGGAACAAAGCUGACAGGAAAUGCGGCAUGGCGGGCUAGGCUGCAAGCAGGAGAAACUGUGGAGUUCCGAGGGUCGGGAAAUAGUUUGCACCCUCGCAUCAAGAGCGGCGAAUGUUGUAGAUAUGUUCCAGUCUUUCGCCAUGAGGACAUCAAGGAAAAGGAUAUUGUCUUCUGCCAGAUCAAGGGUCGAUAUUGGGGUCACCUGGUAAAGAAGAAGACAUUUGUGGGCGGAAAAGAUGAGUAUGAGUACACCAUAAGCAACAUCCAUGGUUGGGAGAAUGGCACGUGCACCUUGGAGCAUAUCUACGGCAAAGUGGUCGACCACUGGAAGUGA